This is a messenger RNA of Drosophila eugracilis, 1173 nucleotides long. RefSeq names its product gustatory receptor for bitter taste 22e (gene Gr22e). NCBI's taxonomy places the organism in Eukaryota, Metazoa, Arthropoda, Insecta, Diptera, Drosophilidae. Gene Ontology annotation, cellular component: neuronal cell body; membrane; dendrite. Gene Ontology annotation, molecular function: sweet taste receptor activity. Gene Ontology annotation, biological process: sensory perception of taste. The record is from RefSeq and is a predicted model, not a curated record.
AUGUUCCGCCCCAGCGAUAGUGGCUUCCGCCAGAAGUUGACUGGCCUUACAUUGAAGGGUGCUCUAUAUGGUUCAUGGAUCCUGGGCGUGUUUCCCUUCACCUACGACAGCUGGACGAGGAAAUUGCAUCGUUCCAAGUGGUUAAUUGCGUAUGGCUUAAUACUGAAUACGGCUUUGAUUCUGCUGGUGGUUACCAACGACACGGAGAGCGAAACGCCAUUGAAGAUGCAGGUGUUCCAUCGGAAUGCACUGGCUGAGCAGGUAAAUGGAAUCCACGAUAUUCAGAGUCUUUCGAUGGUGUCAAUAAUGCUGCUGAGAGGUUUCUGGAAAAGCGGCGAUAUCGAAAAGCUUCUCAAUGAACUGCAGGAUCUUCAGCAUCGACACUUUCGUCAUUUUUCCUUUGUGGAGGAAGGCAGUCACUUCGAUAGCUUUGUCAUGUACAAAGGUUUAUCGAUAGUUUUGGAAAUUUUAUCCAUGUUGAUUCUGGAGCUAGGAAUGUCGCCUUUUUUCAGUGCUCAACUAUUCAUAGGAGUUACCAGUUUGUGUUUGAUGAUACUCUCUGUUCUUUUGGGAGCUUCACACUUUCACCUAGCUCUGGCCUUUGUCUAUCGAAAUGUUUGGACUGUAAAUAGGGAACUUCUCAGACUAGUUAACAAACUGGCCAAUGGAGAAACGGUAAAGUCUGAAAGGGUUGACUAUUUGCUCAAUCUCUAUCAUCGCCUUUUCAAACUCAGCAAUCGGUUGAUAUCGGUUUACGACUAUCAAAUGGUCAUGGUGAUGGCCAGUUUUCUGAUUGCCAACGUUCUGGGCAUCUACUUCUUCAUUAUCUACUCUAUCAGCCUAAAAAAUAACCUGGAUAUUAAGAUAGUGGUCUUUAUACAAGCCCUUGUUAUCAAUAUGGUUGACUUUUGGCUCAAUGUUGAGAUUUGUGAUUUAACAGAAAGAACUGGAAGGCAAACCUCCACCAUACUUAAGCUGUUCAAUGAUAUCGAAAACAUAGAGGAGAAACUGGAGAGAAGUAUCUCUGAUUUUGCCCUUUACUGCAGCCAUCGCAGGUUGAGAUUCCAGCAUUGCGGCCUCUUUUACGUUAACUACGAGAUGGGUUUCCGCAUGGCCAUCACCAGCUUUCUGUACCUGCUGUUUCUCAUCCAGUUUGAUUUUUGGAACCUGUGA